CCAGCGGUCUUCACCAGCACUGCGCGUUUUAGCGUCAUGUAGUGCGCAUGCGUAGUACAGCGUGCGUCCAUUAGCAGCAGGAUCGCUGCUGGUUUUCAAACAGGAUGAACGCGCCACCAGCCUUCGAGUCAUUUUUGCUGUUUGAGGGAGAAAAGAAGAUCACAAUAGUUAAAGACACCAAGGUGCCGAAUGCCUGUCUGUUCACACUGAAUAAAGAGGAUCACACGCUGGGGAACAUCAUUCGCUCGCAACUGCUGAAGGACCCUCAGGUGCUGUUUGCUGGAUAUAAGGUUCCUCAUCCUCUAGAACACAAGAUUGUGAUCCGCGUUCAGACGACACCAGACUACAGUCCCCAGGAAGCCUUCACUAAUGCCAUCACUGAUCUGAUCAGUGAGCUGUCCCUGCUGGAGGAGCGAUUCAGGGUUGCCAUCAAAGACAAGCAGGAGGGAAUAGAAUGAAGAACCAUCACACUCCACUGGAAAACAACAACUUAUUCACAACGAACAGUCACUGUAAUGGGCGACAAUUUCCCAUUUAUUUAUUUUCUUAGAAUAUGACAUCUGAUGAGCUCUCAGAAGAAACAAUAUGAGAUCUUUAACAGCCUCUAACAACACUGAGGUUAAGUUCCUCUUCUAAUGCAUGCUGGUAUAAUGAAUCAAAUCUGGACCAUUCUUUGAUAAAUAUUUCAUUGCACAUCAAGUUUAUGUACAAGGAAAUAAUUUCCUCUUCAGCGCCCCACUUAUUUGUGAUGUACUUUAUUUUUUGUUAUUAAUAAAUUGACUUUUGUAAUGAAA
This is a messenger RNA of Megalobrama amblycephala (Wuchang bream), 794 nucleotides long. It is a transcript of the gene polr2j, whose product is annotated as RNA polymerase II subunit J. Gene Ontology annotation, molecular function: DNA binding; protein dimerization activity. The transcript is spliced from 4 exons. Gene Ontology annotation, cellular component: RNA polymerase II, core complex. The coding region runs from base 105 to 458 and encodes 117 amino acids. The record is from RefSeq and is a predicted model, not a curated record. Lineage: Eukaryota; Metazoa; Chordata; Actinopteri; Cypriniformes; Xenocyprididae. Gene Ontology annotation, biological process: transcription by RNA polymerase II.